This is a messenger RNA of Nematostella vectensis (starlet sea anemone), 1034 nucleotides long. RefSeq lists its product as uncharacterized. NCBI's taxonomy places the organism in Eukaryota, Metazoa, Cnidaria, Anthozoa, Actiniaria, Edwardsiidae. Bases 77 to 505 code for a protein of 142 amino acids. The record is from RefSeq and is a predicted model, not a curated record. The transcript is spliced from 2 exons.
CAACCUGUCAUGAAACUCUAUAAAAUUGACCUCGGACGCGUUGUUGCUAUGACGAGGCAGCAUCGGAGCUGAGAAGAUGUCGGAAAAACUCCGCACUCGAAGCAGACAGUCAUCUCGUCCUUCGUCUGCUUCAAGCACACUGACCAGCGAAUCCGAAAAACUCGAAAUAACCUUAGCGUACAAUGAGAAAAAUUACAGGUUAAGGCUCCCAGGAAACGCGGACUCGAAGACGAUUAGUGGCAUUAUCAAACGCAAGACGGGAGUUAAGGGUGCUUUUUAUAUUCAUUACGGUGAUGGUGACGACAAUUAUAACUACUUGCACUCGUCAAGUCUAACAAGCGCUAAUAUUUGCCGACUCGCCGGUUUGCCUCUUGAGAUACGAGGAGGAAAUUGGAUAAAUAAAGGUGGUGAUGCUAUCUGGUAUUACUUCAGCCAAACCCCCAAACCUGAUGUGAUCAAGAAAUUCAAAGAACUUCAACACAAGCCGCGUGACCUGCCGCCAUAACUAAAGCUUGGUUCCCAUAUAGGCGUAACAGUCGUAAUGAUCGUGAAUCCUCACGACCCUUACGACUGUAUGAAAAGACUCGAUAGGACGACCCUUACGACAGAUACAACCGAAGCGACGAGUCGUUUCAAGGUCGUCAGAGUUAGAACCAGACCAAGGCUAGCGAGGGUUUUUUUUUUGCAGAUGACUGUUACACGACCCUUACAACUGUUACGACUAAAUGGGAACAAGGCUUAUAAGAUCUUUGAUCCACCAUCUGUGCAGGACUGGCAGCCAAUCAGUCCACUAUGGCCUUGUGUGUUAGCCAAUCAUCAAUCAGAGACUGUGCUUGCUUAUCCAAGCCAAUCAUCAAUCAGAGACUGUGCUUGCUUAUCCAAGUUAUCUGCCAAUCAGUAACAAUAAGCCAAUCAAACACUGUGUUGACUUAUCAGGUACCUGUGUUUGCUAAUAAGCAAAUUAGACACUGGACUUGCUGUAAGGCUAUUCAGGUACUGUGUUUGCUAAUAAACAAAUAAAGCACUGGACUUGC